Molecule: messenger RNA, 465 nt
Organism: Malania oleifera
Lineage: Eukaryota; Viridiplantae; Streptophyta; Magnoliopsida; Santalales; Ximeniaceae
Exons: 1
Coding region: 1-465 (154 amino acids)
Source: RefSeq, a predicted model, not a curated record
AUGGCUUUCAAUCCUCUAGUUAUUAUUCUCAAAGAAAACAAACUGGUUGGACCUAAUUAUAUUGAUUGGAAAAGGAACUUGAAUAUUGUACUGACUACAAAGAAGUACAAGUGUGUGCUUGUAAAGGUAUGUCCACAGAAACCCAGUGAAGGGGCAACCAAUGAGGAAACCCAAGCUUACCGAAAGUGGAUUAAGGCUGAUAAGAUACUGCGGUGUUACAUUUUGGCAUCUAUGUCGAAUGUUCUGCAACGUCAACAUCAGUCUAUGCCUUCUACCUAUGAUAUAAUGCAGAGCCUAAAAGAAAUGUUUGGGGAUCAAAAUUGUGCUACUAGGCAGGCUGCUAUGAAGGAACUUAUGAAUACUAUUAUGGUAGAAGGGACCCCAGUAAGGGAUCAUGUUCUGAAGAUGAUUGGUCAUCUCAAUGAGUUAGAGAUCCUUAGAGCUGAAAUCGAUGGGGAAACCUAG